AUGGCCCUCGAAGACGUUCCCGGUACGAUCGAUUAUCUCACCAACGCGGCCUACCUCCUCCGUAUGACAGCCCCCGAGACUUCAGCCCAUCUCCUGAGCCACCGGAACCAACUUCUCGAGGAACAUGGAGUUCCCCAAUCCGAAACUCAACUUCAGCGCGCAUGCGGUGGCUGUGGCAUUAUCCCCAUCACAAAUUGGAGAAAGAUGACGAAGCCCGAGACUCGCAAGGUUUUGCGAAGGAACACGAAGGGGUCGGCUUCAACCGCCGCCACAGGCUCAAGCUUGGGCUCGACCAAGUCUCCGAAGGCCACCAGCAAAAUCAGAACCUUGCACUGCGUCAACUGUCGACGGGAUACCAAGAUUACGCUUCCGCCCCCAGGACCAGCUGUACGACUCAAGGCCAAAGCCCCGGCCAGGAUCAAGAAGCUAGCAGCCCCGGAUACGUCUAAGCCAACGGCGAACUCUAGCAGCAAGAAGCGAGCCAAGAACCGCAAAGCCGGAUUGCAGGCUCUUCUAACGAACGAUCGUCUACAAGCAGCAUCCAUUGGGUUGCCUCCGGCCAAGAGUCAAUGGAACCAUACUGUCAUGUGCAGGCCCAGACGCACGAAACUUCUAGCGUCUGCUUCCAGCUGGGCCGCUGCUUCCACAGCCGCCCAUGCACGCCCAUGCGCCCAGGCCCAGCAUGACAUAACGCCGUUGCCCCUCCAAAAAAUUCGCUGCCCCUCCAUCGACUAA
Ilyonectria robusta is the source of this 735-nucleotide messenger RNA. RefSeq lists its product as uncharacterized. The record is from RefSeq and is a predicted model, not a curated record. NCBI's taxonomy places the organism in Eukaryota, Fungi, Ascomycota, Sordariomycetes, Hypocreales, Nectriaceae. Gene Ontology annotation, biological process: RNA processing. The coding region runs from base 1 to 735 and encodes 244 amino acids. The transcript has 2 exons.